Cephus cinctus (wheat stem sawfly) is the source of this 1759-nucleotide messenger RNA. RefSeq names its product nucleoporin Nup35. NCBI's taxonomy places the organism in Eukaryota, Metazoa, Arthropoda, Insecta, Hymenoptera, Cephidae. The coding region runs from base 249 to 1205 and encodes 318 amino acids. Gene Ontology annotation, cellular component: nuclear pore central transport channel; nuclear pore nuclear basket; nuclear membrane. The transcript has 3 exons. Gene Ontology annotation, molecular function: structural constituent of nuclear pore; single-stranded DNA binding; phospholipid binding. The record is from RefSeq and is a predicted model, not a curated record. Gene Ontology annotation, biological process: nuclear pore organization; regulation of DNA-templated transcription; NLS-bearing protein import into nucleus.
UCCGACAACGUAUCACAUUUUUACUUCACUGUCUCCAUCUAAUAUUUAUAGAAUUGUUAACUCAUGCUGUUGCCGAUAAAGUAGAUUGAAACAUUGGAAACCCGAUUGAAAGCUUAUCUAUGUUCAUUUUUGGUUUGGACGUUGUGCCGCCUUUUCAUUUUGUAAUUUGAUUGUAACGUACGAAAGGUUGUGAUACAACCGAUGAUUAGUGAAUUUUUCUAAUUGAUAAGUUUAUCUGAUAACGCAAAAUGGAACCUAUGGCUUUGGGAUCACCUGUAGGCAGUCCAGCCCAGACACCAGGAAGUCCUGGAACUAAUUCUGCAUAUUUACCUAGUUUUCUUCUUGGAGAUGUUCAUUCGAAUACAAGAGUAAGUAAUGAUUCAUCAAGGUUGUUAAACACUGGUGGGUCAGGUAUGACGUCUCCUGUAUCACACUAUGGUACCCCUGAAUUCCGUACAAAUAGACAAAAGUCUAUGUUUGGAAACGUUACAAGUCCUUCGGAAGGCCAAAUAGGAACAGAAGGUCAUGCUGGUGGUCCUCCUACAAGAGGCCUAUUUGAUACUCUGGAGAUUACACAACAAAUUGGGUCACCUACACCCUUGAAUAACCAAAGUAUUAUCAGCAAUCAAUCAAGAUUACUAGGAAAUAAUGUUGGAAGCAACUCGUUCUUUUUGGAUACGUCUACAAAUGCUACAUCACCUGAAUCCCAAGGCCUCUCUCAGUGGGUGACAGUCUUUGGGUUUCCACCGAGUGCAAUCAAUGCAGUGUUCUCUCAUAUAUCCAGCAGAGUACGUGUAGUAGACAAGCAUGCUCCACCCCAUACUCAAAGCAAUUGGAUUCAUAUAAAAUGCGCUUCGGAGCAAGAGGCUCAGAGAGCACUUUCGUGCAAUGGAAAUAUUGUUACUGGAUCUAUAAUGAUCGGUGUGAUCCCAUGUACUGAUGAAGGCGUUUUACUAGUAUCUGAUAAGGAAAACCACUCUAAAUUGAAUGGAAGUAUGAGACUAUUCCCAUCUCCUGGUAGAAUACAUCAAGGACAAUCUGAUUCCAUCGUACCGCGUACACCCAUUAGAUUACAAAACGCUCGUCCACUUGCUUCAGGAUAUAAUCAACACCUAAGUCCUCAGUCAGUUAAGUCACCAGAAAAUAUUCCACAAAGAUCCACAGGAUUGGUAUCUAAAGCAAUGGAGUAUGUAUUUGGUUGGUGAAACUAGUAUAAUUCCUUUUCAUAAUAUCCUUGAUGAAACAGUUUUUCACAAGUGCUAAACGUGAAUAAUUUUGUACAGUCGUUUUUUCUUCUAGAAAUCAUUUUGCCUUUGCCACUCUUGUAUAUCGUACUGAAUGAAUAAUCUUUUUACUUUUAAUUUUUAACCUAUAAACUCGCCUUAUUAACAUUAUGAUCAUUUUUCAAUAAAUUCGGACUCACUAUCAGCAAAAGUUUACACUCUCUGAUUUAUUCUAUACAAGAAAAAUUUUAGGAAUACAGUAUUGACAGGACUAUAAAAACUUAUAAAUCUUUAUAUUUUAUUAUAAUGAUCACGCGUACUGAGUUUCCUAAAUUCAGCUAUGCAUUGAGCACAGAAUUAGUCCCCAAGAACACAUUUUAAUUAGCCCUUGAUUCUCAAUCAAAUUGGUUUCCGCUACAAUAAUAGAGUAAUCAUAGUAUUCAAUGCAGUGCUUAGUCUUUAUUAACAAAUCAAGUCAAAGCCAUGAGAUUGUAGAUAUUCUUUGUGUUAAAAAUAAACGACUAAUGUCAAUCGUA